This is a messenger RNA of Pseudogymnoascus destructans, 396 nucleotides long. RefSeq lists its product as uncharacterized. The record is from RefSeq and is a predicted model, not a curated record. The transcript has a single exon. Bases 1 to 396 code for a protein of 131 amino acids. Lineage: Eukaryota; Fungi; Ascomycota; Leotiomycetes; Thelebolales; Thelebolaceae.
AUGCGCACGUUCUACACCAAGGGAAACUUCGACAUAAUACCAGAGGUACGGAAGCCGCGUUUUUGGAAGGACUGCAGCAACAGCAUCUACUUCUUUAAGAUUUCCGAUUUACCAAAGGCUCGCAAGUUACUUCAGGUAUCGACAGCGGAAAAUUCUGACGACAUAUUCACAAAAGGAUUGGCCACCGCGUUGAUUGAGAUUCUGAGCGUAUUAUCACCAGUCAAUACUGCUACCAACCCUGAUGUCCGCAAAACUUUGCUCCGAUAUCUACAUGCAUUAGCAAUGCAGCAGUUGCCUCGGCAGAGCCCUGUAAUGGUUAUCCUUUCUACGCUACAUAAUGGGAUACUGGUCGCUAAGGGCUCUUACGCCUUACUACGCCGCAAUCGGUCAGGAUGA